Messenger RNA from Fundulus heteroclitus (mummichog), 2760 nucleotides. RefSeq names its product tripartite motif-containing protein 35. NCBI's taxonomy places the organism in Eukaryota, Metazoa, Chordata, Actinopteri, Cyprinodontiformes, Fundulidae. Bases 1244 to 2683 code for a protein of 479 amino acids. The transcript has 6 exons. The record is from RefSeq and is a predicted model, not a curated record. Gene Ontology annotation, molecular function: zinc ion binding; protein binding.
ACAUUCUUUAAGAUUUAACUGCUGAUUUAUUUCUAUACUGGCAAUAUUUCCAAACAGCUGGAUGUAGUGUGGAGCAACAGCUGGAGGAGGGCCUCUGUCCUCCAUACAGUCGAAGACAAAAAAAAAAAUCAGUAAGAUGCAUUUUCUGACAUUUCAUCAAAAUGAGUUUAGAAACGGUGUGACAACAAAAAUAAUUAUCUUCAGAGUUGCUCAGCAUCUCUUCAUGCCAGUAACCGACCCAUGCCUUGCUCAUAGGUCUCUCUUCUGUCUCCUCGUCAGCUCUGUGGCGAGCCGCCUCUUACGAGCUGACAGCUGGAGUGACGGCAUCAGCCUCCGGUAGGACGAGGCUGGUAGGAAAAAAUAACCACCAUGUUUUCUAGGCUCUUAACUCCAUCUUUCAUCCAUUGAAGCAAUCUGAUGAAAGCACAGGGGGAAAAAUAGAGACUACAACACGAUGAUACAUCUAAUGGACGCGGUUUUGACGUGGGUCUCCGGAUUCAUUUCUCUCAUUUCAUCGGUGUGAAGUGACGAAUUUCGGAUUUUAUUUUAGUUCGCAUCAGAAAUCAGAUAACGGCUGCUGCACCUCAGACCUUUUGGAACAAAUGCACAAGGUUGCACUACGAGGCAGAUAUGUCUGCAAGGUUUAGAAAGGAAAAAAAGGGGAGAAUGGAUACAAGAACGAAGAAAAAAAAAAAAAAAGGAAAGAAGGCCCAACAUCAUGGAAUAUGUGUAAAUUCAGUCCCACAAUGUCUCUCAAAAUAUGCGUGAAGCUCAAACAUAACGAAUAAUGAUUAAAUUUGACCUUGUAAAGUGCCUUGAGACGACAUGUAUUGUGAAAUAGCGCCAUAUAAAUAAAACUGAAUUGAAUUCACACAUGCUCUAUUUUCUUGUCCAUGUUUGUGACCAUUUCCUUCUACCACACUGAGUAGCAUGUGAGAAGCUAGUAAAGGGUUAAGCGGCCUGCUCUCCAGCUGACUCCACCUUCUGGGGUGACUCAGCACAACAGGAAGCAGGAAGUGCUCACAGUAAGCCCUACAUCUGUCAGCUGUCUGCUUUAGCCGGCUGUUUGUGGAGUUUCGCUGGUUCUGAAAGAUCUCCCGCCUCCUGGUUGAGCUUCGUCUCUUCUCCCUGCUGACACCCACCCCGUCCGCCCGCGCUGCCUCUCUGUCUCCUCUCUUCCGUCAGCUGUUGCCCCUUUGCUCCACUUCCCCCUUUUCGCAGGAAGCAGCAGUGUGGAGUCAGCAUGGCAGGCAGGCUGUCUCUGCCUGAGGAGGACCUGACCUGCCCCAUCUGCUGCACCAUCUUCAGGGAGCCGGUGGUGCUCAAGUGCACCCACAGCUUCUGCGCGGCCUGCCUGCAACAGUACUGGGCCGCCAAGGGACGGAGACGGGACUGCCCCAUGUGCAGGGCCCAGAGCGUGGACGAGCCCGUGCCCAGCCUGACCCUGAGGAACCUGUGCGAGUCCUGUGUGCAGGAGGAGAGCCACCGGGCGGAGGAACCGGAGGGGGAGCUGUACUGCGAUCCAGGAGAGAUGUGCCCCGUUCACAGGGAGAAGCUCAAGCUCUACUGCUUGGUGGACAAAGAGCCCAUAUGUGUGGUCUGCCACACCUCCAGGAAACACAAGCAGCAUGACUGCUGUCCUGUCAGCGAGGCGGUCCUGGACGCGAAGGAGAAAAUGAAGCUGGCCAUUAGCUGCCUGCAGGAGAAGAGGGAAGCGUUUGACAGAAUGAAGAAAGACUGCGAGGAUACUGUGGCACACAUCCAGGUUCAGGCUCGAUUUGUGGAGAGAAGGACCCAUGAGGAGUUUGAAAAACUCCACGACUUCCUUCGUGAGGAAGAGGACUCCAGGAUGGAGGCGCUGAGGAGGGAGGAGGAGCACAAAGCUGGACAGAUGAGGCAGAUGAUCGAAGAAAUCGAGAAAAACAUAUCGUCUGUGUCUGAUACCAUCCGAGCUUUGGAGGAGGAGAUGGCUCUGGAGGACAUCUCUGUCCUGCAGAAAUCUAAGAGUACACUUGCAAGGGCAAACGAUCCAAUUGAAGAUCCGGUCAUGGCUCCGGGAGCCCUGAUAGACGUGGCCAGCUACGUCGGCUCUUUAACAUUUCAGGUGUGGGAGAAGAUGCAGAAAAUGGCCAAAUACACGCCGGUCACUCUGGAUCCCAACACGGCGGCCCCGUGGCUGCUGCUGUCAGACGACCUGACCGCCGUCCGUGACAGCGACGACAAGCAGAGGCUGCCCAACAACCCGGAGAGGUUCGACCCCGACACGGCUGUCCUGGGCCGGGUCGGCCUGGCGUCGGGCAAGCACGCCUGGGAGGUGAACGUGGGAGACAACACGGCGUGGGUCGUCGGCGUGGCUAAGGAGUCCAUCAAACGGAAAGAGAAGGUGUCUUCGGUCCUGAGCAACGGCUACCUGUGCGUGUACUUUUACCACAAGAUGUACUUCGCCGGCACCUCUCCCUUGACGCGGCUGAACCUGAAGAGAAAUCCGCAGAGGAUCCGGGUGCAGCUGGAUUGUGACAAGGGCAAGGUGUCGUUCUACGACCCGCACAGCAACGCGCACAUUUACACCUUCAAACAUGGCCUCACCGAGGCCGUGUUUCCUUACCUGUGGGUGGGCUGUCAGAAAUGUCCUCUGACAGUCGAACCAGUGGAGGUUUCCCUGAAGGUUCCUGAGUUUUGUUAAGAAUUUAACUUGGAUGAAAGUUUUUGUCACUAACUUUUGUUGACCUGUCUUCAGGGCAAAUUUACUAAAAAAAAAAA